Messenger RNA from Cornus florida, 1655 nucleotides. RefSeq names its product ubiquitin receptor RAD23d-like. The coding region runs from base 145 to 1365 and encodes 406 amino acids. The transcript is spliced from 12 exons. Gene Ontology annotation, molecular function: proteasome binding; ubiquitin binding; polyubiquitin modification-dependent protein binding. Lineage: Eukaryota; Viridiplantae; Streptophyta; Magnoliopsida; Cornales; Cornaceae. Gene Ontology annotation, cellular component: nucleoplasm; cytosol. Gene Ontology annotation, biological process: nucleotide-excision repair; proteasome-mediated ubiquitin-dependent protein catabolic process. The record is from RefSeq and is a predicted model, not a curated record.
GCUUGUGCCAUCGGGUUUUCUCUCUAUUCUUCUCCUCCUGCUUUCUCUCUACUUUCUCUCUCUAGGUAUUGGCGGUUGAAUCGAGAGGCAUCGCCGGAGAAAUCGAGAUCGUACUGGUGGCCUUCGAAUACACUAUACCUAACAAUGAAGAUUUUCGUAAAGACUCUAAAGGGAACUAACUUCGAAAUCGAAGUGAAACCUGAAGACACGGUUGCUGAUGUGAAGAAAAAUAUAGAAACCGUUCAAGGACAAGAUGUGUACCCUGUUGCACAACAGAUGCUUAUUCAUCAGGGAAAGGUUCUUAAAGACGGCACAACACUAGAAGAAAAUCAGGUUGCUGAAAACAGUUUUGUUGUCAUCAUGUUAUCAAAGAAUAAGAGUUCACCAAGUGAAGGUUCAACCACAUCAACUGCACUUACGACUAAGGCACCACAGACAAGUUCCUCACCUCCUAGUUCAGCACCAGCUCCAGCUCCAGCUCCAGCACCAGCACCAGCACCAGCACCAGCAGCCUCUCAACCUUCUGUAACGACGACACUACCAUCUGGUGUUCCGGGACCUGCACCUGCAACAGCUCCAGCAUCCGCAACAGCUCCUGCAUCUUCAGUUAGUGCUGCGCCACAAGCUGUUGUCUAUGACCAAGCAGCAUCAAAUCUGGUUGCUGGAAACAAUCUUGAAGGUGCGAUUCAGCAAAUUCUCGAUAUGGGUGGAGGGACUUGGGACAGGGAUACUGUUGUGCGUGCACUCCGCGCUGCUUACAACAACCCAGAGAGAGCUGUUGAAUAUUUAUAUUCUGGUAUUCCUGAGCAAGCUGAGGUUCCGCCUGUGGCCCGAGCCCCGGCAGGUGGGGAGGCUGCAAACCCUCCAGCUCAGCCAGCACAACCAGCACAUGUUCCUUCAAGUGGACCAAAUGCAAAUCCGUUGGAUCUCUUUCCGCAGGGUCUCCCCAACAUGGGUUCAGAUGCUGCUGCUGGUGCAGGCACCCUUGAUUUUCUGCGCAACAAUCAACAGUUCCAAGCCUUAAGAGCUAUGGUGCAGUCCAAUCCACAAAUGUUGCAGUCCAUGCUUCAAGAGCUAGGGAAGCAAAAUCCUCAGCUAUUGAGGCUUAUUCAAGAGCAUCAGUCUGAUUUUGUUCGUCUGAUCAAUGAACCUGUUGAAGGUGGAGAGGGGAACAUACUGGAGCAGCUUUCUUCGGCAAUGCCCCAGGCUAUAACAGUUACACCCGAGGAGCAUGAAGCCAUAGAACGUCUGGAAGCAAUGGGGUUUGAUCGAGCAAUUGUAUUGGAGGUGUUCUUUGCUUGCAACAAGAAUGAAGAAUUGGCAGCCAACUACCUUUUAGAUCACAUGCAUGAGUUUGAUGAGUGAUGUGUAAAGGUGGAACAACGUUCUCUCCCUCUGUUUUUCGUUUCUCUCUCUCUCUCUCUCUCUCUCUCUCUCUCAUAUGGUAUUUUUUAUCGUCUUAUUUCUCUUUUUUUCGUAGUGCAUAUACUCGGACCCAACUCAUGGUUUGGGGUUUUUAUGACAUUGAGUGCUGGAGAGGAGAUAAAAUGUGAGGGUGUAACUUUCUCAUGCUUCUACCCUUGUUUUCUUCCACCGCCUUUGUUAGGAACAUAUAAUGGUAUCUAUAUACACAAUACUCGUGGCAGUUCAUUAAA